CAGCUAGUAAAGCAAGAUCCACUAUUAGUCAACAACUAUCAUCUCAAUUGUAUAAUUCCUUUAUCUUAUCUUGUGGUAAUUCAACAGACAUUCCAUCCAGACAAAUCUUUCAGACUUAUCUACAGACAUCCAUAAUCUUCUUAGCCUUAUUUGAUCCUAAUCCUUCAAACAUCAUUGACACUAGU
Molecule: messenger RNA, 185 nt
Organism: Ambispora leptoticha
Lineage: Eukaryota; Fungi; Glomeromycota; Glomeromycetes; Archaeosporales; Ambisporaceae
Source: the annotation of a GenBank genome assembly